Cylas formicarius (sweet potato weevil) is the source of this 918-nucleotide messenger RNA. RefSeq lists its product as uncharacterized. The transcript has 2 exons. Lineage: Eukaryota; Metazoa; Arthropoda; Insecta; Coleoptera; Brentidae. Bases 46 to 774 code for a protein of 242 amino acids. The record is from RefSeq and is a predicted model, not a curated record.
UCGAUAAAACGGGCGACGCGAAUUUAGUUCAGUGCCAAAUCUAAAAUGAAGUUGACCGGUGCAUUUGCUUUUAUUUUGGCAAAUCUUUGCGUAUUGCAGGGAUUUGGUACGACUGCGGCCGAGGCAGACCUAAACCCCGUAGAAAUCAUACUCCAAAUAGUCGAAGAACGCGUCCUGUCCAUAAACGCGAUCAACGCGAGGAUAAUCAAAGCUGCGGGUCAAUUGAUCCAGUACUUCCUGGAAGACGCUGACUCUAUUAGGGACGCCUUCAGCGAUAUAGCUUCCGAACAGAUCGAUUUCAUUUUGGAGGCGUUCAGGGCGGCCAUGAACCACUUGAGCGUCGACGCCGGUCCUAAUUUCAGCACCGCCAUUAAUUGCACGCAGCGAUUUUUGGACCAGCUCGAGUUCUUGUCCGGGGUGGCCAUCAACAAAACCGCCAUUUGCGUGGAAGAAGACACGCUGAAGCUGCUCGACGACGUGGACGCGAUUUUCAACGAUUUGGAAAAGGUCAACGGAAGGUUGCACGACAUAGAGGGUCGGUUGUCCUCCUGCGGCUCGACAGAUGACGUCGUCCAAUGCGCGUUAACUUUGUUGAAACGGAUCGAGAAAGAGGCCGAGAAUAUUCCGAAUGCGGUAGAAGAAAGUGUCGGCAGAGCGAAAGACACGCUGACCGUGCUCGAGCAGAAACUGAUUCAGUGCCUCAACGAUUCUCUCAACUGGCUCGAUCAGCAAGGGGACCCCAUAUAUUUCGAACUCGUCGAUUGUAUAGGAUAAAAAGCCCAGCGUCGGCGAGUCUCUUAAUUAACCAAUAAAAUUCAACUAUAUUUGUCAAUUUUUUUUUAUAUUUACAAAAACUAUUUUACCCACUGUCAAAGGAAGAAUCUCCGGCGUUGCCCAGUUUACCACAAACAUCAAUGA